GAGGCAGGCAAAGGCCCCGUACGGCCCAAUAGAUAAACUCCAGGUCGCACUAAUCUUCCCUGCCGACUGCCACUCCUACGCCGAGCGCCGCCGCCUCCGAUGCUCUCCGGGAUGCUGCCGCGGCUGCGCUCCUCCACCACGCGCGCCCUUCGCAAGCUCUGUGGAUUGGCACCCGCGCGCGAUAACUCACUCCUGCACCCUCUCCCCGGUCUCGACCUCCCUCCGCCCCUCCCCGACAACCUGGGCCGCAGCCCCACCCGGGUCACCACGCUCCCCAACGGCAUCCGCGUCGCCACCGAAGACGUCCCGGGUCCUUCCGCGUGCAUCGGUUUCUUUGUUAACUCCGGCUCGGUUUACGAGUCCGCGGAGACCACCGGCGUGUCCUACCUGCUGGAGAAGAUGGCUUUCAAGGACACCAAGCACCGGGGGCACCGUAAUCUCGUGCAUGAGCUCGAGCUUACUGGAGGCAAUGUCGGGGCCUCCUGUUCCAGGGAACAGAUGGUCUACAGCUACGACACGCUCAAGGGCUUCAUGCCGGAGGCCAUCGAGAUACUCAUCGACUGCAUGCGCAACCCGCUCUUCCUCCAGGAAGAAGUCGAACGACAGUUGGUCCUUGCUCGAGAAGAAGUCCAGGACCUGCAGAAGAACCCUGAGAGGUUUCUUCAUGAACAGCUUAACCUUGUUGGAUAUUCAGGUGCUCUUGCAAAUCCGCUAAUAGCUCCUGAGGAUGCUCUUGCCAGAAUCAAUGACAAGAUUAUUCAAAAAUUUUAUCAUGAAAACUAUACCGCUGAUCGUGUGGUUCUAGCAGCAUCUGGCGUUGAUCAUGAAAGCUUGCUAAACUAUGCUGAAUGUUUGUUAAAUGAUUGGCACAAGGGGUCCCCUGUGGAAAAACCAAAGUCUACAUAUGUGGGUGGUGAUUCCAGACACAGAGCAGAUUCAGAUAUGACGCAUGUUGCAUUAGCUUUUGAAGUGCCAGGGGGCUGGCUUCAAGAAAGAGAUGCUACAACUAUGACCGUCAUACAGACUUUAAUGGGUGGUGGUGGUUCAUUCUCCUCUGGCGGUCCUGGGAAAGGAAUGCAUUCACGGCUUUAUCUACGGGUCCUAAAUAAAUAUCACUCUGUCCAAUCUUUUUCAGCAAUUAGUAAUAUAUAUGACAAUACUGGCCUCUUUGGCAUCUACUUGACCACGCCACCAGAUUUUGUUGUAAAGGCUGUUGAUGUCGCAAUAAGUGAAUUGAUUGCUGUUGCAACACCUGGAGAAGUGACGGAGGUUGAACUGCAACGAGCUAAAAACUCAACAAUUUCAUCUGUAUUAAUGAAUCUUGAAUCCAGGGCAAUUGUUGCAGAAGAUAUUGGAAGACAGCUGUUGACAUAUGAUUGCAGGAAGCCUAUUGAUUACUUCCUUCGAUAUAUGGAAGAGAUUACUGUAGAUGAUAUCACAACAUGUGCCAGGAAGAUGUUAUCUUCGCAACCCACAAUGGUUAGCUGGGGAGAUGUUGACAAAGUUCCUCCAUACGAAUUUGUUUGCAAGCGGUUCCAGUAGUGUACCCUACACAAUGAUCCCUGAUGGACUUGAAGAAUGGUCCAUUGGAGUUUUUGUUUUGAGCUUCUACUUGGCCACUGGCUUAGAAACUGCUUUCUUUCAGAAGUGCAAAUCAUUGUAGUUAGGAUUUCAGCAGCUACAUUCAUUUGUAAUUGUUCAAACAGCACAGAUGAAAUGAGUGAAGUUGACAGAAAUGAAAAUUUUGAAGAGUUUGUUUGCAGAAAUUAGCCAUUCAUCCAUGUUCUGUUGUUCACAUUUGAUCUGUUGCCAUGCUGUGCCAUUUCUUAUCGACAGUGGAUAGCUGGAGAUCGCAGUCACAAGGGAAACUUGCUUGUUGAUUGUCAAAACAUAGAACCAUGAAUCCAUGAUCAUUCUAUGAGGGCAUGAUUAAUGGAUGGGAAGUAAAGCCACGAUUAAUGGAAAAGAAAGCAUGCUGCUGAUUUCACAUUAAAAUUGAGGUUUUAACCAUCGCUUCAUUCUCAACCACAACAUAUGGCAAACAAAUGUCGCCAAAUAAAUCUACUUGCAAGGUGAUGCUA
Molecule: messenger RNA, 2081 nt
Organism: Panicum virgatum (switchgrass)
Lineage: Eukaryota; Viridiplantae; Streptophyta; Magnoliopsida; Poales; Poaceae
Product: mitochondrial-processing peptidase subunit alpha-like
Exons: 13
Coding region: 100-1542 (480 amino acids)
Cellular component (GO): mitochondrion
Molecular function (GO): metal ion binding
Source: RefSeq, a predicted model, not a curated record